Molecule: messenger RNA, 828 nt
Organism: Triticum turgidum subsp. durum (durum wheat)
Lineage: Eukaryota; Viridiplantae; Streptophyta; Magnoliopsida; Poales; Poaceae
Source: the annotation of a GenBank genome assembly
AUGUGGAACACGCAAGAGAUGGUGGGGUGCUCCCGGAUUCCGGGUGUCCCACGAGUUAGUGGCAUGGAAACGAGUGACAAAACAGACACAGUGCAGACAAAGGGUGCAUCUCAUCCAACAUGCAUUCAUUCGUUCACGGGCAUCGUCUCGGGGUUAUACCUUCGAGGUCUUUUGGCCCUAAUAGUCGUACACACAUCCGAAGAGGAACUCGGCGUUCCUAUGCGGUGUAGGGGUACAUGCCGAUGGUCGUCGUGGAGCGAAGCAGGGGUGCAGGCGCGCGUGGAGAGGAGCCCGGCAGCGUUGCAGCAAGAGGACGGUGGCUUCGUCCUGCGGGCAUCCAUGCUGACGCAAGCAACCAGGUUGCAGCAAUGCGGUGCCGGAGCAUGGCGCAGGGCCCGUGGCCGCUGGAGGCGACGCCGGUCAUCGGACGACGAGGCAGGGCAAAGGAGCACAAGGAGGCGACCCCAUGGACUGGGCGAGGCGGCAGGGAACCGAUUCGGUCCGGCCGGAGUUGAGGCAGAGGAGCAGCGGAAGGAGACUCGGUCGGCGCGGCGGCAGGCUUGGGCUCGCCGGCCGGCAGGGCGCCAUGGUGAGGAGGCGGCGAUGCGAGGCGCUGCUCUUGGCGUGGAGUGGUCGGGAUCGAACUCCUCUCUCCCUAGAGCAGGGUCGCAGGCGCGGGAUGGAGGUGGACGCCCGACGGGGAUGGCGGCUUGGGCCUCCAUGGUGGUGCAACGCGAGGAAGGAGAAGCCGAGGCGACGAUGGUGCCAUGGGGACGAAGCAGGAGGGAAGAAGAGGGAGGUGCGGUGCUGCUCUCUCUCCCUCUCUAG